AUGUUGGCAGCGAUAGAAUGGGAUGCCAGGGUUCUGGUGGCGCUGGCGGUGGCGGGAGCAAGGGGCGAGACGCCAGUAGUUGCGUUGGCGGCGGCGAUGGUUGCGAGGCAGGGCUGCGAUCACGACUUGCGGCAGCAGAGGCGCGCGAGAAAUCUCGCGGCGGCGGCAGUUGCGGCCGAAUCAGAGGCCCUCUGCGCUCAGCUGGCGACGGAGCGGGAGGGAUUGCCCCGUGCGGCUCCGGCGGUCGAGGCGACGGCCGACGGAGUCCAGCAUUGCGUCGAGACCACGCCUCCCCCCACGCCUCCUACGCAGCAACGCGUGCCCUCGCCACCCAAGCGGCCGCCCUCGCCGCCGCCGCCGCAGCACGCUUCAUCGCCACCGUGGCAGCUUGAGCAUUCGCCGCCGUAUGAUAAUGCGACGGAGGCAAAGACAGCAAUAGCAGCGGCGGCGGCUGGGACAACGGCGCAGUUUCACGCGGCGGAGGAGAUUCAGCACGAGGCGGUGGCCCUUGCGGCCGGCGGGCCAUCGAUCGCCAGUGCCGCGACCGCCACUGUCGCCUGCGAUUUCGGGCACUUGGCAGGACGCUGCCACGGGGGAAGGGACACCGCGCACUCACCAGUCGCGAACAUGCUACUCCCUGGCUCCACGCUCCUCCUGGCGCCGCUCCUCGCGCCACCGCCGGCCCGGCACGCUCCGCCGGCGAUGGGCGGCUAUACGGGGCUGCCACGGAUGCCCGUCAAGGCUUGGCCGCUCACACGGCGAUGGAACCCGACCCUCGAGUACCGCGAGAACAUUGCGACGCUGUGGCGAGACCUCGAGACGCUCUAUGCCGUCGAGGGCUCAACGAGCAUCGCGGGUGGCGGCGUCGUCCGGCUCGACGCGAGCCGUUCUGUCAAGGGCGACAAGACCGGACUGAGCCGCGGGCUCAACCGCGCCGUCGACCUGCGUGCCGAGCUAGUGUAUGAGAUGGCGCGGCGCGAGCCGUCUCUGCUCAACCCGGCGGUGAGCAACCGGUUCGUCUUUGCCGAGUCCAAGCGCCUGCUCGCGCUCAAGCUUGGGUCUGAGGAGGAGGCAAUCGAGGCGUGCGGCAGCCACCUCACCCUGACCGAGGCAAUUUCGGCGCGCGUCCCACCCUUCUCCGCUUUCCAACAGGUGAUGCGGCACGACCCGUCCAUCCUGCAGGCGGGCGACGCCAUUGAGGGCUUGGGCGUCGCGCAGAUCCGUGGCCGUGCCUUCGCCGCGAGGCUACGGCGCGCCGGCCCGCCCGUGCUGGCUGCAGCGCUUCUCGCUGCCGCCGCCGCCGCGUAUCUCGGGCCCGAGGGCGUUGCAUUUAUGAUGAUUGCGGAUUGGUGA
Emiliania huxleyi CCMP1516 is the source of this 1353-nucleotide messenger RNA. RefSeq lists its product as hypothetical. The record is from RefSeq and is a predicted model, not a curated record. NCBI's taxonomy places the organism in Eukaryota, Haptophyta, Isochrysidales, Noelaerhabdaceae. The transcript is spliced from 7 exons. The coding region runs from base 1 to 1353 and encodes 450 amino acids.